Molecule: messenger RNA, 2817 nt
Organism: Eucalyptus grandis
Lineage: Eukaryota; Viridiplantae; Streptophyta; Magnoliopsida; Myrtales; Myrtaceae
Product: probable disease resistance protein At4g27220
Exons: 2
Coding region: 1-2817 (938 amino acids)
Molecular function (GO): ADP binding
Source: RefSeq, a predicted model, not a curated record
AUGGACCUGUCGAUGAUACUUGGCAUUGCUCAGCUCAUAAAAGAUUACACUGGUCUUGAACAGAAGACGCAAACACUUCUCCACGAACUGGAGAAGUUAACCCGCAAGGAAGAUGACGUAGUUUCACAAGUAAAAAAUGAAGAAUCUAAGCUCGGAAGGAAGAGGAAGAGAGAUGUUGACGACUGGUUAGAACAAGUGGAAAGGACAAAAGCCAAAGCGUCGUGCUUAGAGCGAGAAGUUGCAGCCAGAAGAUGGGAUGCUUUUCAGAAGCAUCUGAGUAAGGUAUUAUCUCGCCUGAGAGAUGACAAAGUGUUGAAAAUCGGCAUUUUUGGAAUGGGGGGUGUCGGGAAAACAACCCUCGUCACCCACAUCCACAAUCAUCUACUAAAGGAAACCACCAAUGGGAAGGUCCUUUGGGUUACAGUUUCCCAAGAGUGCAGCAUUCAUAUGUUGCAGGAUAAGAUAGCCAAAUGUCUUGACCGUACCCUGUCAAAUGUCGAUGAUCAGAUUCAACGGGCAGCUGAACUGUCACACUAUCUGAAAAGAGAAAGACAUGUCCUCAUUCUGGAUGACUUAUGGUGCUCGUAUAGUCUAGAAGAUGUGGGAAUUCAGCUUGGCUUUGACAGAUGCAAGCUAAUUCUAACAAGUCGAUCCUUAAAUGUGUGUAAGCAAAUGCUGUGCGAUGAAGUGAUCAGAUUGGAGCCUCUUCCUGCGGAUGAAGCCUGGAACCUGUUUGUGAGGAAUCUCAAACACCCGAUUGUCUUCUAUCCGGGAGUGGAAAGUGUCGCACGAUCUGUUGCAGAUGAAUGUGGGGGGUUGCCUUUGGGGAUCAUGGUGAUUUCAGGAAGCAUGAGAGGAAUGACGGACAUCGAGGAGUGGAGAAAUGCGCUAUAUGAGUUAAGAGAAGCGAGAUUUAGUGGAGACUGUAUGGAGGAGAAGGUAUUUAGAAUUUUAAAGUUCAGUUAUACACGUCUGAAUGAUCCGACGCUGCAGCAGUGUUUCCUACAUCUUGCAUUAUACCCUGAGGAUCACCGAAUAUCGAGAGAGAACUUGAUACGAGAUUUUCUCAUGGUCGGAUUGCUAAGCGACUCCAAAAGUUGGGAAGAGGAGUAUGAUAUGGUUUACACCAUCAUCAAUAAAUUAGUCAACGCGUGCCUUCUUGAAAGAAUUCAAAUAUCCCAUGCUUAUUAUGAACGUGACUAUUUGAAGAUUCAUGAUUUAUUUAGGGACAUGGCUAUAAGUAUGGUGCGCUCCCAAUUCAUGAUAAAAGCCGGACUGGGCUUGCGAGAACUGCCAGCUGAGGAAGAAUGGAGAGAGGGCUUAGAGAGAGUAUCUUUGAUGCAUAAUUGGAUAAAGGAGAUACCAGCAGGGAUAUCACCAAGUUGUCCUCGGCUGUUGGUACUCCUCAUGAAUAAUAAUUACUUCUUGAAAGAGAUCCAUUAUUCGUUCUUAAGCCGCAUGCCAGCUCUACAGGUUCUGAACCUGUCUUAUACGGGGAUUGAGACAUUGCCCAGUUCGAUCUCUGACUUGCAUAACCUCAGUGCAUUACUGCUGCAUAAAUGUGAGAAACUGAGGUACGUGCCUUCAUUGGUGAAGCUAAAGGCGUUAAGGACAUUGGACCUAUCUUGGAGUGCUAUUAAGAAAGCUCCUGCAGGACUCGAGGGACUGGUGAAUUUAAGAACCUUCGAUGCUGGCUAUUCGAAACUAAAAGAAAUGCCCAAUGGAAUUCUGCCCAAACUCUCUCAUCUGAAACACCUUGAUCUUAAGAGUGCAGACAAGAGCUUGGCAGUGAAGAAUGCGAGGGAAUUAAUCAGUCUGAAAAGGUUGGAGAAAGUGAGGUGCAGGUUUAAGGAUAUCAGAGAAUACAAUGCAUAUGUGGAAUAUCUAAAGCUACGGGAUGGGGAUGGCGGUCCCAAGCAGUGGGAACUAAUAAUGCCAAUUAUAUACAAAGAGGAGAAUGCCUCCAGGGUAUUUGGUCCUCCGAUCUGCAGUAAAACUGUGAGGCUGGGCGCCUGUCAUAUCAAGGAAGGAGGAGGUGAAGAGCUUCCUCUGUUCCCGAAAGGCAUAGAGUGUUUGAGCAUCAAAGAUCCUUUUGAUGGCAUGAGAAGCUUGAUGGACAUUCCAAGCAUCGCAGACUGUAAGUUGAGGGUAUGUGGGCUAAAGAGAAUUCCUGGGAUGGAGCAUUUGGUGCUAUUGUCCUCGAGUUCUCCUGCAGACUAUUACGCUCCUCUGCAAAGCCUUGAGUAUCUGAAAUUGGAUGCGUUAGAUGACCUGCGUGCUCUAGUCGAGGCGGCUGCUGCUGCCGCUGCUGCUGCCGGGCCUUUGCCAGGGUGGAUCUCUGAAGGUGAAGGCUUUUGGGGUCUUAAAACAGUCUACAUCUACAAGUGCUGCAAAAUGAAGAACCUUCUGACGGACACGCUCCUGUCCCUCCUCGCAAACCUAGAAAAUCUUCACAUUCAAGAAUGUGAAGCAAUGGAGGAGGUCAUAGCAGUGACCAAAGCCGAUGAUCUUACUUCCACUCUAAGCCUCCCCAAGUUAAGGACCUUAUGUUUAAGGGAUCUUAAGGCACUGAAAAGCAUUUGUACGAAGACGAUAAUGUGUAAUUCUCUCCAAUAUGUAACACUACAACAAUGCAAGAAGCUAGAGAGGAUAGCACUUCAUGUAGGCCUCCCUCAUGACGGUGAACUACCCGGUGGCAAGGAUAAUUGUCUUCGGGCAAUUCAUGUUGGGAAAGAUGAGAAGGAAUGGUGGGAGUCAGUGAAUUGGGACAGUCCCGUGGACAAGUCCCUCCUUCGGCCUUAUGUCCGAUACAGAUGA